AUGAACUUAAUAAUUAAACUAUUUGUUCUUAUUUGCUGUUUUACAAUAAAUAAAAUAGUUUUUUGUGAAUAGGUAUAGCUCAAGAGCAAAAUCAUUUCUUGCUAAUAUAUCUAUCAUUAUUAAACACAAAUAGAUGGUUAAGCUAAGGUGAAUUUAAUUUGCAUUGAUACUUACACGAAGUUCUAAAAAAUAUACGAAAUAGAUUAAAGUGGAAACGUUAGAUUUGUAUUUUAGUUAGAAGAUUCUAAGACUAACUAUUUAACCCUUGCUAUAAGAGUUCUUUCUCAAAACAGACAAUCUCGAGAAUAGCUAAAAAAUAUUUAUUAUUUAACAAGAGAGCUGAAGCAUAAUUAGGAGGGAUGGAAAAUUGAUUAUGUUUCUGGCGAAUUAGGAUAUUAAGCUAGUUUAGAAAAACAAGCAGAUAUUAAAAAUAUGCUUUAGGAAUUUUAUAUGACCAAAGUGUAAAAUCUUAGCAAUGAUAAUCUCUGUAAUCCUAACUAAUUCAAGGAUUGCUAAGUACUUAAUUUUUAUUUGCAAAAUGAGUUUAUAUUCUACACAGUCAAAGCUGGAUCAAAGACAGAUUCUACUUUUUCUAACUUCUUAGGAAAAUUAUCGAUUUAGAAAUAAGAUGACCCAGCUUAACUCUAGUUGAUAAAUAAAGAUCCUAAAAUGUUAGAAUAUGCUUUUUGCCCAAAUUUUAUAAUGUUAUAAAGUACUCUAAGCAGUUCAAAAUAAUAUUUCUUAGUGAGUGGUAAUUUUAUUGAAAACAAAUCUGGAUAAAAGUUUGUAAAGUGCAUUUAGUUAAAUUCAAACGAAGACACAUUUGUCCUUAACGUUGUAGGGCAGACAUUUUAUUUAGCUAAAUUUGAUUCAGUAAGUAAAACAGUCAAUACUAAUGUACUUGGUGACUAUAAUAGUGUAAGUAAAAUUCCUGAGUACAAUUCAGCACUGAUUGUAUAAGGCGCUAAAACAUUUCUUUACUGCAAUGGUUCAUAGAAGCCUUUGAUAUAAAUUCAAAAUACAAACAAAGAUUUUUUAGGCGAAGAUCUAGAAGAUUUACAAUAGUUCUACCAAGGAUACUUCUUAGCAAAUUUUAAAGACCACAAAAGAGAGAUUUACUAAUUUUAAAUGGAUGAAAGUACUUGCAUGGUUACUAAAUUUAUCUAAAUGAAUCUGAUGCCAAGAUAUACAAAGCCUAUCUUUAAAGAUUAUGACAUAUUUACUCCUUAUUUGAUAUAUAUCAUAAAUAGAAUGUGUGCUGAUGAAUAGUAUUUUAAAACUACUCUGAUUGAUAAUGAGUAUAUUAACGGUUGUUCUUAUAGCAUUACAAGAUAAACUAAGCAAUCAGAUAUCUUUUGUAACUUGUAAUGUCGUACUUGCAUGCCGGAAGAUCCUACUAAAUGUACUUCUUGUUUUGUUGAAUACAACUCAUAUUUAGAUCCUUCUACUCAGACAUGCAAAUGUCCUAUUGGGUUUUAUAUAGAAUAAGGAGCUCCUCUUAAAUGUUCGCCUUGUAUUAGCGGCUGCGAUGAAUGUAUAAAUUAUACUUCUUGCAAAACUUGUUCAUCCUCUAGAGUGCUGAAAAAUGGUGUCUGUGAUUGCAACUCAAGCUAAUAUUUUAACAUCUUAUAGAACGAUUGUAUAAAUUUACCUAUUAAUUGUGACUAGGCAAAUGUAUUAGGAUAAUGUACAUAAUGUAAAAGUAGUUUUUUUUUAUAAAAUGGAAUAUGCGCUACAGGUUGUGAUGGAUUUGUAUAUAAAAACUAGUCCUGUGAAAAAACAUGUCCAAAAGGAACAUUCUAAAAUGCAGAUUAAAAAAUAUGUUAAGAUUGUAACUCACUUUGUACUGAAUGCACUACGUUAGAUACUUGCACAGUUUGCAGAGAUGAUGCUAAACUUGAAGGAGAUAAAUGUGUACCUAAGUGCUCCUCAGGAUCUUAUCCAGACCGUUAAGAAACCAUAAGUUGCCUACCUUGCCAUUAAAAUUGUAAAACUUGCAUAGGACCCUUAGAAUCUAAUUGCACAGGCUGUAAAGAAGGCUACUAUUAAUUUAAGAAAGGUUGA
Molecule: messenger RNA, 2064 nt
Organism: Tetrahymena thermophila SB210
Lineage: Eukaryota; Ciliophora; Oligohymenophorea; Hymenostomatida; Tetrahymenidae
Product: zinc finger, C2H2 type family protein
Exons: 1
Source: RefSeq, a predicted model, not a curated record